Lobosporangium transversale is the source of this 2829-nucleotide messenger RNA. RefSeq lists its product as hypothetical. The transcript has a single exon. The record is from RefSeq and is a predicted model, not a curated record. The coding region runs from base 48 to 2816 and encodes 922 amino acids. Lineage: Eukaryota; Fungi; Mortierellomycota; Mortierellomycetes; Mortierellales; Mortierellaceae.
CUUUUUUUAGUCAUCAUUUUGCUUCAUUAAAAAAAAAAAAUAAGGAAAUGAGCCGAGCAAGAUUACCUUUGGAAUGUAUUCAUCUCAUCUGUGAAAUGCUUGUUGCAGAUUGGGAUUCAAGGACAUUGAGUGUUCUCUUGCGGGUCAAUAAAGAUUUUCAAGCCGUGGCGUUACCUCUCCUCUAUCGUGAUCCCUUGGCGUUCUUCUACCAGUCAGGAAAUCAAGCACGAGUUAAUCCAUAUCGUCGCUUCGGGGUCGUUGAUGCAUUCGCGCUGGUCCGACUUUUACUUUUAUGUGUCAAAAACAACAAAAGUGCCAUCACUCCAUGGAUCAGAGCUGUAUAUGCAUUCCCUUCCAUCACUCCCCCUACAUCAAAAGCCUCUAUUAAGGCCCCAGAGGAUAUCGUUAUGCCUAGGAAACGAAUGUUAAGUCUUUUAACUAUGGAUGACAAUUUCCCUCAGCAGCCUUAUGUUGAUUAUCUAUCCUAUGUCCAUGCAAUUUCUCUUGGCUUCUAUCAAGAUCAAGUUCUAGGCGUGAGUUGUGAUUUCGCCACAAAAUUACAGCAGUUCAACCGAUUCGGACGUCACGAAGUCAAAGAUAUGCUUAAGGAAGAUCCCUUAUAUUGCCAACUCAAAAAGGGGGAUAGGCCUAGUAAGAGGGAUAUCCGGCAUUUCAAAAAAUGCUUGACAGCGGAUGUCUUGUGGGCUCUUCAUUCUGAUCGCCCUGAGCAGAUGCGGAGGCUUACCUUCCAUAUACAAGACAUCCAGCGGUAUCAAGGGAUCAUCAAUCGUUUCAAGGAGCUCAAGUAUGUUGAAUUUGUGACCGAUAUCAAGUACCGGAGUCCAAUCCCUUCAGAUGAAACGGCUGAGUUUAUUAAGAGACAUACAAAGUCAAGCGGUACACUCGAAGAGGUCUAUCGAAGCUUCCAACUUGGACCCCCAUCCUCCAUAGCAUCGACUCACCCUCUACCAUUGCUCGUGGAGCCACGCGUCAUUGAUGGAAGGAACUGGAUGAGGGUUUGUAGUCGAUUAGGGGAUAUUGACUUUAGAUAUGUGAAGGAGAUUAACGAACCGGACAAAAUGGAGCCUUCUGGACUGGAAGAAGCGAUCGACCAAUAUGGCCCAUAUCUUCACAAGUGCAGGUCAUUAGAGUCAUUCAAAAGAAGUUCUUUCGAUGAAACAGUGGAUAGCUUCUUGUUUGCAGUGAAAGAGAAAGAUGCUGCAGGAUUUUCAAGAGAGCGUCCAAACACACCACGCGCUCUGUGCUCAGACGCAUCCACAACGGCGGUGGUAGCAAUGAAGCCAAAGGCGAUAGCAAGGACACCAGCAACAUUCCCAACAGCAGCUGCUUGGGGAGUUGGAGCGAUCAUUAGACAGGGCCAUGAUCGAGACUUUACUCUCAAUAACCAGCGCGUAAUGCUCAAACAUGUCAAUAUCUGUGGAUCUUCAAGAGUAUGGCCAUGGUUGAAUGAUGUUGUCUAUGCUUUCAGUGAGACAUUAGAGACUAUCUAUGUGGAUGAAGACAGAUGUAGCCAAAGCUAUUUUGAAGAGAACUGUCGUUAUUUCAAUCCCACUCCGACCCUUUUAUAUCUUGGCAGGCAAUGGUCACCACUUAAUCUCCGGCGGUUGGAGCUGUUUAGCCAUUGGAAAGCGCUUUUCAUUGACCCGAGGCUCCUAAGCCAAGUUACUUUACUGGAGCACCUUGUUCUUGAAGAUUAUGCCGUUUACACCGCUGACUUCUUUUUGCAUGCCGUUAAAGAUCUUCCACCGAGAACAAUAUGGAGCUCUUUAAAAAAUUUAAAGGAGCUACGUUUGAGGGGAUUUCCUGUUUACGAAUUCCAUCCAGAUUCUCUUGAGCAUAUGCUCAAGUUGGAGGUACUUUGUCUGGAUACACAUUGUCCUUCUUCAACGCCUGAGGGCAUGCCGUCAAUAAAGCAACCGAUACCUCAGAUGGCGGAAUACCUGCGCAACCGAGAAAUGUGGAACUGGCAAUGGCAGUUACCUCAACUAUCAUUUUUGGAACUAGACGGUGAAUUUGCAUGGGGCUUCCAGUUCAAGAUGUUACAGCACUCACCAAAGAUCCAUGUAUUGCAUCUCAACCUCAACACACGUUAUAUUCGUACCGAUGUAUCAUCUCGAGACUUCAAAUCGAGUUUAUUUCAGCUUGAUGACGACCCUAUCGACUUGUCAUCACUAUCAUCAUCACUAUUGUUACCGACGGGAGCAGGCAUUAAUAGCAGUAGCAACGGCAGUAGCAGUAACAGUAGUAGCAGCAGCAGCAGCGGCAGCAAUACGAAACAGCUCCUGAGCCUUCCAAACCUUCAUUACCUUGAACUGCGUGGACUCUGGGUCCUGGAACAGAAAGAGCUUGACAGGAUAUUUUUGGAUGUGAUGCCGAACCUGAGAGGCAUCCAUGUGGAGCAAAGGCUCCCGAAACUAGCACCAGAGCCAUGGAUUCAAUCGACAAUGAAAUUGAAGCAUCUUCGUGUGGCUCGAAUGAAGGGGGCGUUGAUUAUGCUUGACUUUCCUUUCGAGUUGAUCGGGCGGUACGGAUUACAGGCGUAUGUGGGUAGAUGUAUUGAUGAUGGAGAUAUCUGUCCUUCUCCUCAAACGAGGACAAUAACAAUAGAAACGAUUUUAGGGCAAGAGAAUUAUUUUUGUUGUAAUGAAACAAAGGCACGACCAUGGCCUGGUCGCACUUAUAUGUUCGAGUUGGCCAAGGCGUCUGAAGUUGAGUACGUGUUUGGAAAAAGUCGAUUUCGAUGCCAUGACGCCACGAUGCGUGCGAGACUUCAACAGGGACGACAACAAGAAUAAUAAUAAAAACAGC